AUCUCAGAGAAAUGUUUUGUCAAUGACAGACGCUAGCAAAUGUUAGUUUGUUUUAUACAAAGUCAUGGCUUUGGUCAAACAAAGUUAUUUUAUCGCGGGUCGUUUCUCCAGCAACCCCCGGUGGUUGAAUCCCAAAUGCAACCAACAUGUGUACGCCGUCAGCGGACUGACCACAGCGGCCAGGUCAUCCCAGACACAGAAGGACCGUAAGAAGGAGCUGUCCGAUGACGGGCCCGGCCUCCAGGACUUUAUAUCCGGGGAGCUGUCUGAGAAGAACAACUGGGAGGAGUACAGGGGUAACCUGAAGAGACAGAAGGGAGAGAGGCUGAGACUUCCCCCGUGGCUGAAGACUGAGAUUCCUAUUGGUAAGAACUACAACAAGCUGAAGAACACCCUGAGAGACCUCAACCUGCACACGGUGUGUGAGGAGGCCAGGUGUCCUAACAUUGGGGAGUGUUGGGGAGGAGGGGAACAUGGUACGGCCACAGCCACCAUCAUGUUGAUGGGGGACACAUGUACCCGUGGCUGUAGGUUCUGUUCUGUGAAGACCGCUCGUCAGCCCUCUCCCCUGGACCCAGAUGAGCCCUAUAACACAGCCAAGGCCAUCGCUGCCUGGGGGCUGGACUAUGUGGUUCUGACCUCUGUGGACAGAGACGAUAUCGCUGACGGAGGGGCGGAGCAUUUUGCCAAGACCGUCUCCAACCUGAAGGAGAGGAAGUCCCAGAUCAUGGUGGAAUGUCUGACCCCUGAUUUCCGAGGCGACCUGGCAGCGGUGGAGAAGAUCGCCCAAUCAGGGCUGGACGUUUACGCCCACAAUGUGGAGACCGUCCGCGAGCUGCAGAGACACGUCCGUGAUCCGCGGGCAAACAUCGACCAAUCCCUGAAUGUCCUGCGUCACGCCAAGGCCGUCAAACCAGACAUUCUCACCAAGACCUCCAUCAUGUUGGGUCUCGGAGAGACGGACCAGCAGAUUUAUAACACACUGACUGAGCUGAGAGAGGCAGGAGUGGAUUGUCUAACACUGGGACAGUACAUGCAGCCCACCAAACGCCACCUCAAGGUGGAGGAGUAUGUAACUCCUGAGAGGUUUGUCCACUGGGAGGAGGUGGGGAAGGAGAUGGGAUUCGUCUACACAGCCAGCGGACCCUUAGUGCGCUCCUCAUACAAAGCAGGUGAGUUCUUCCUGAAGAAUCUGUUAGAGAAGAGGAAGGCAGCGACAGAAUAACCUGAUCACCUGGACUCACCUUUACCUGAAUCCUGACGUCUCCUCCUUUCAGAUUCCUCUCUCCCUCCAUAAAGCUACUCUAGAUACACUGUAUUACAAUAUAAUAUACUACAAUAUCUACAAUAUAAAGUUCUCCAAUCCAGAAUAUGAGCUACUACAGGACUCUGUUCAUGUUGAUGUCUCGUUCUGUACAUUAUAACCAGUGAUGUAGUGGGGGGGUAAUUGCCUGGGAAGACAAAGGGGGGUAAUUACCUGGGGAGACAAAGGGGGGUAAUUACCUGGGGAGACAAAGGGGGGUAAUUACCUGGGAAGAUAAAGGGGGGUAAUUACCUGGGAAGACAAAGAGGGGUCGACCACUCCACCACUGGCUAUAGAUGUAUGAUCCAUAUCAGUCAGCAACACACACAUUCACACAGUCAACCUGAGUUGACCAACGCAUCAGGAGGGCAGAGGGGGACCACUUAAGGUUGGACAAUACGGGGGGGACUGAUUUAAGUGGGACACCCAUGGUGUGUGCAGAAGGAAGGUGUUGGGGGGGGGGGGGGGGGGGGGGGUUUCAGUGGUUGUUGGAAUGGCAGUCCCAGAUGCCAUCCUAUUCACUACUAGUAGUCCGCUAUAUAGGGAAUAGGGGCCAGUAGUCCACUAUAUAGGGAAUAGGGGGCCAGUAGUCCACUAUAUAGGGAAUAGGGGGCCAGUAGUCCACGAUAUAGGGAAUAGGGGGCCAGUAGUCCACUAUAUAGGGAAUAGGGGGCCAGUAGUCCACUAUAUAGGGAAUAGGGGGCCAGUAGUCCACUAUAUAGGGAAUAGGGGGCCAGGAGUCCACUAUAUAGGGAAUAGGGGGCCAGGAGUCCACUAUAUAGGGAAUAGGGGGCCAGGAGUCCACUAUAUAGGGAAUAGGGGGCCAGGAGUCCACUAUAUAGGGAAUAGGGGGCCAGGAGUCCACUAUAUAGGGAAUAGGGGGCCAGGAGUCCACUAUAUAGGGAAUAGGGGGCCAGGAGUCCACUAUAUAGGGAAUAGGGGGCCAGGAGUCCACUAUAUAGGGAAUAGGGGGCCAGGAGUCCACUAUAUAGGGAAUAGGGGGCCAGUAGUCCACUAUAUAGGGAAUAGGGGGCCAGUAGUCCACUAUAUAGGGAAUAGGGGGCCAGUAGUCCACUAUAUAGGGAAUAGGGGGCCAGUAGUCCACUAUAUAGGGAAUCGGGGGCCAUUUUGAGACGAAGCCAGAGAACGGCCCCAGUUUUAACUCCCCAACACAAUAAUUAGAUUAUUGACAUGAUACUCGGAUGAGAGAGAAUGACUUGAGGGGUUUGAAAUGUGUUGCUAUGUGAUCGGUGCGUUGCUAUGUGAUCGGUGCGUUGCUAUGUGAUCGGUGUGUUGCUAUGUGACUUGGACUGUUGUUUUAUAAUGACUCACAUUAAAAGUAUUAAAUCAUGACUUAUCAUUC
Molecule: messenger RNA, 2666 nt
Organism: Oncorhynchus kisutch (coho salmon)
Lineage: Eukaryota; Metazoa; Chordata; Actinopteri; Salmoniformes; Salmonidae
Product: lipoyl synthase, mitochondrial-like
Exons: 11
Coding region: 65-1225 (386 amino acids)
Biological process (GO): lipoate biosynthetic process
Cellular component (GO): mitochondrion
Molecular function (GO): lipoate synthase activity; 4 iron, 4 sulfur cluster binding
Source: RefSeq, a predicted model, not a curated record